Linum tenue is the source of this 4685-nucleotide messenger RNA. Lineage: Eukaryota; Viridiplantae; Streptophyta; Magnoliopsida; Malpighiales; Linaceae. The record is from the annotation of a GenBank genome assembly.
AAGAGAGAACGCAGGAGAGUGGACAGACCGGAAACGAUACGAAGCAAUUGGCCAUGGCCACCGGACGUAUGAUGAUAGACUUUCCGAUCACUUCAUCACUCUCUUCCACUUCGUCUACCUGCUGUUGCAGCCAAUCUCCGAGCUUCAACUUCCUCGAGAAGACCGCAUUUCCCCUGAAUAGUACUACCCGUUGCAGCAGCAGCAGCAAUGCCGCUGUGUGUUUCUCUUCUAGAUCAGCAAAGAAAUGGAACAGUAACUCCGGAGGUGACGUCGAUUGCGACGGCGGAGUUGUCGUCAAGAACGAAAACGAUGAAGAUCAGCCGCAGCAACAACGGCGGCGAGAAAAAGUCGGCGGCGGUGGUGGAGAGGCGAGGAGGAGGCAGAGGAGAGUUAUUUGCGAGGUGGAAGUGGUUUCAUGGCGGGAACGGAGGAUUAGGGCUCAGAUUCUGGUGAAUUCCGACAUCCAAUCCAUCUGGAUAGCUCUCACUGAUUACGAACGCUUAGCCGAUUACAUCCCCAACCUCCUCUCCAGUGGAAGAAUCCCGUGUCCGCAUCCAGGCCGGAUAUGGCUGGAGCAGAGAGGACUACAGAGAGCUCUUUAUUGGCACAUUGAAGCUCGUGUUGUGCUGGAUCUCCAAGAAUUCCCCAUUUCUGCGGACAAGCACGAGCUGCACUUUUCCAUGGUGGAUGGCGACUUUAAGAAGUUCGAAGGCAAAUGGUCCCUCAACUGUGGCACAAGGCCUGGAACCACUGUGUUAGCUUAUGAAGUUAGUGUGAUACCAAGAUUCAACUUUCCUGCCAUCUUCUUGGAAAGGAUCAUUAGGUCGGAUCUUCCUGUUAACCUCCAGGCAUUAGCUUGUCGUGCUGAAAACCAAGUUAUGGCCAUGGGAAAUCAUAAAACGAAAACUGAUGAAUUGUCAAGAUCAACAUCCGGAGCUAGAGAUAUAGAAGAAACCUACAAUUCUACGAAUUCUAGUCCUGUGCCAGCCUCCGCAGGCGAUAUCAGUUGUAAUUGGGGUAUUUUCGGCAAAGCGUGCAGUCUUGAGAAGCGUUGCCUUGUGGAUGAAGUACAUUUGAGAAGAUUUGAUGGCCUAUUGGAAAAUGGCGGGGUUCAUCGUGGAGUUAUCGCUAGUAUAACCGUUAAAUCUCCUCUUCGAGAAGUUUGGAAUGUUUUGACUGCUUAUGAGAGUCUUCCUGAGAUUGUUCCAAACUUGGCAAUCAGCAAGAUUUUAUCACGUGAAAACAACAAAGUUCGAAUCCUUCAGGAAGGUUGCAAAGGUCUACUCUAUAUGGUACUCCAUGCACGUGUUGUUUUGGAUUUAUGUGAGCUACAUGAAAGGGAGAUCAGCUUUGUGCAAGUAGAUGGCGACUUUGACUCAUUUCAUGGGAAGUGGGUUCUAGAGCAGUUGGGAAGUCAUCAUACAUUACUCAAAUAUGUUGUUGAAUCCAAAAUGCAUAAGGACACCUUUCUCUCAGAGGCUAUAAUGGAAGAGGUUAUAUACGAAGACCUCCCAUCAAACUUGUGUGCAAUUCGAGAUUAUGUUGAGAAAAUGCAAGCUGCGAAUUCCUUGGAACCAGAUGAUUUAAUCAAGCACUCUGAGCAUGAACCUUCCAGUAGCAAUCACACUCCAGUGGAAGAGCAACAAGUUUCAGAUUCUGGUAAUGCAGUUUCUUCAAGACAAAGGCCCAGAGUUCCAGGCUUGCAGAGAGACAUUGAAAUUCUCAAAUCAGAACUCCUGAAGUUUGUGUCGGAACAUGGGCAGGAAGGGUUCAUGCCCAUGAGAAAGCAACUUCGACUGCAUGGCAGGGUAGAUAUAGAGAAGGCAAUAACACGCAUGGGUGGAUUCAGAAGAAUCGCAUCAUUAAUGAAUCUGUCUCUUGCUUACAAGCACAGAAAACCCAAAGGUUACUGGGACAGCCUGGAGAAUUUGCAGGAAGAGAUAAAGCGAUUUCAGAGGAGUUGGGGAAUGGACCCUUCUUUUAUGCCGAGCCGAACAUCAUUUGAGCGUGCAGGUCGUUAUGAUAUAGCUCGUGCAUUGGAGAAAUGGGGAGGGCUUCAUGAAGUUUCUCGGCUCUUGGCACUUAAGGUGCGGCAUCCCACUAGACAGCUAAAUCUUGUCAGGGAGAAAAAGUUUGACCAGUGGCCAUUGAGCAGUGCAGAAGUGGAGGACAAAAUCUCUUCUACAAAAGCUGAUGUAUCUCAAAACACACAGAAAUGGCUCACCAAAUUGAAAGACUUGGACAUUGAUUGGGGGGCCUGAGAAAGGUACAACAGGGCUGCUCAUUUAGUGACUACUAAAGCCCUGUCAACGACAGUUUGACUAUUCGUCGACUGCCACGUUUGGUUGCUUAUUGUACAUUAACUGUCUAUCAUCUAUGAAAAAAACUCAAUGGCUACACAACAUCCAAAGGACUUAAUUUUGCUUUAAGCUAUAGUCACAACUCAAUGAACUAAUUCCUACCCACGAGUGUUGCAGUGCAAAGAAAUUAAAACUUCAUAUUUCAGCUCCCUUUCAGUUGUGGCUUCUUCCCCUUGAACCCCACUCUGACUGGCCUUCGAUAUGGUAGUUUAAUUCCUCCUUGUUUCCGUAACAUUCGCUUUCUCCCUAAUUCAGAAGUUUGUAAGGUUUUGGAUUUCUUUGAAUUCUUGACAUGAUGCAUUAAACCCUGCACCAGUGUAUUAAAAUGCUGCCCCUGGUUCUUUUCAACCAAGUUCCCAUGUUUUUUCACCACUGCUUUUUCUGCAUACAACUUGGGCUUGCCCUCAUGGUGAAACAUGUCCCUCAAAGGCUUCCAAGUUGUUGCUUUGUUCCCACUUUUGCUUUGUUUUCGGUUAUCAUGAUGGUGAUGAUGGUGGUGGUGGUGGUGGUGGUGAUGAUGGUGAAAGAUGAGCGCCAGCUUAUCCUUAAACCUUUUAAACCGUCCAACUGCUCUCUCAUGACGUGAUCUGCUGUAUCUCGUGCUUCUGCUGCAGCUGUCUCCAUCUCGACCAUUUGUAUCAUGGUAACUGGACGAAGCAUAGGAAGAGCCGCUGUUACUCUCCUCACCUGUACUACUGUUUUGUGAUGCUCUCUCCCUAGCGUUGUAAUCUGAGCAUGAAAAGUUCUCACUGUUGCUACUGCUGUUGCUCUCAGUGCUUAUCUGUUGUCGACUUGUCCAAUCAUAGGAAGUAAAAGAAGAAGAGGGAGUGUAAGAACACGAUCUCGCACUUGAGCUCCAUUCCUCCUCUGAGCCAUUGUCCUGCUGCUGAGAUUUUGUAUUGAAAGUCCUGCUCCUGCCGUGAAGAUUGUCUUGGGCCUUCCUUGAAGAUGGAAUAUGAUAGUCAAUCAUUGCAGGCCUUAUGGCUGUCGAAUCCUUGAGAUGUUUCUUGCGACUCUGUGCCUUGGCCAGACUAUGAUCAUUUGGGUUGGGCAUCUGCUUCUCGUUGGUCUCCUUUGCUGCUUUCAUGGUUGGAAUUUUGGUGAUACCAUCCAUCCUCGGAGCGGUUAAACCAUCAACAUACUGACAUUCCUCCAACGGUCGAGAUCUUGUAUUCUGUUUCACUAGUAGCCUUCCUGAGACAUUUCUCCCAUUCAUGGUGUCGCUCAGAUGAACAACAUUCUCAUCCUGGAAUCCCUGUGAAGAAGAUUCAACUCCUCGUGCUGGCGGCUUGGGUUCCUCCAACAUUCGUUUCCGAAUUGUUUGUCGACGACCAUUAGUCUCAACUUCCUGUCUUGUGUCGCUCACCGCUGGCAUGGCCAAGUCAGCAGCCCUGCGUAGUUCAACAAUACUACUUGCUUGUACUCUACAAUCUUGACAACAGCAAUUGUGUUGUUGUUGUUGUUGUCGUCCUGGUCUUCCAAACCCAUCAACAUAACUUUCGGUCGAGUAACACAGAUUCGAACCGGUAAGCCAGGGUUGAGACGAUGGAGUAACCUGGCUAGGUUUCUGCAGCCGCGGUUGGCUGGCUGUUGUUGCUGAUGAUGGCACCGGGUUGCUGGCUUGGAUAGAGCAGAGACGACAUCGUUUAAUCCGGGGUGGAGGGUAGUCCGAAUGUGAGGAGGAGACAGCGAGUCUGGACAUGUCUGAAACCAGUUGCUGCUGCUGCUGCUGCUUAGUAGUGGCGGGAUCAGGGUGUAGACUGCAGAGCAGCGUGUUGCGUGGUGAAGGGUUCGAUACCUCGCUGCAAGAGAGGUUGUGAUGAUAAGCACUGUCGAGGAUAUCCUUCAAUACCUGUCUUGUUCUUCCAUCCAAAUCCAACUGUCAAACAUAAACGACCACCCAAAAGGGAGAACGGUGAUUCGUUCAUUCUUAAUAUGUUGUUUGUUUAAGAAUGCUGAGAGAGAGAGAGAAGGAAAGUGGGGGCAGCGUACCUGAAGAGGCGGAGGGAGGCGGAGGAGGUUGUACAAAUCGGAUAUGGUUUCACGUUCUUCCUUCUUGCUCAUUCCUUCUUCAUCUUUGUCUUCGUCUUCCAUGUCCAUGCAAUCAAUGAAAAUCAGUGGCGUCAUCAGUUUCUAUGAUUUGUUGAUCCCACAAUUUCGUAAUGUUGGGCAGCCAAAAUAACUUCGUAUAAGGAUGUAACUUCCUCAAUCUGUGUUUCCUCCUUAUAACCACCGAAUUUGAAAUCGGGAGGAGUCACACCGGUUCAAUCUUUUAUUUCCCACCAGUCUCAAAAAAGAGAUGGAGAGUACUUAUUCUAAUGAGCG